Anolis sagrei ordinatus is the source of this 902-nucleotide messenger RNA. Its product is annotated as phospholipase A2 inhibitor gamma subunit B-like. Gene Ontology annotation, molecular function: phospholipase inhibitor activity. NCBI's taxonomy places the organism in Eukaryota, Metazoa, Chordata, Lepidosauria, Squamata, Anolidae. Gene Ontology annotation, cellular component: extracellular region. The record is from RefSeq and is a predicted model, not a curated record.
CUGAAAGUCAAAGAAACUGAGAGAGCACAUUAAAAGGUUUCUGUUAGGUUUAUGUCAUCUUAGUUUCGGGCUGAGAACUUUUGAUACAGUUUGCUUCUGAAGCUAUCCUUUUGAAUUCACCAUUGUCAUCAUGCAGAUUCUUCUGGGAGUCCUUGUCUGCCUUUUUCUUGCUACUUCAGGCAACACAUUGUACUGCGAAGUCUGCACAGGCCUUGGCACCAGCUGCACAGGUGGCCUCCAGAUUUGUAGUGCUGGCAAUGAUACCUGCAUCAUCGCUGUGACUGAAAAUACACUAGUUGGAGAUACAAUUCAGACCAUUGCUAAAGGUUGUGGUUCUUCCAGUGUCUGUAAAGUUGGGGUAACCUAUAUGAAUUUUGGACAAGGAAAGAAAAUACGAUCAAACACUAUUUGCUGUGUGGGAGAGGCCUGUCGAACAGCAGUGCCACAAAUUCCUCCACUGAUCACCCAAACCAAUGGAAAGCAUUGUCCAUCCUGCUAUGCUGUGUCACCCAGCAGUUGCAAUGAGGAUGAGAUUGUGGAGUGUGUUGGACCAGAAGACAACUGUCUUGAUUUGGCUGUAACUGUUACUUAUGGAACUUUUGUUGCCAGAACUCUUCAGAAGGGCUGCGUGAGCAAAUCAGUCUGUGAUAAUAUUAAAACAGGUGAAACAGAAAUGAAAGAGGUGCACAGUCUCGUCACAAAGGCCAAGUGCACACCGGCCUCCAGCCUGGCCUGAAAAGUUGACAACUCAACAUCACUGGCCUCCUUCUGGAAAGUAACUUCAUUUAAUCCACUUUCAUUGUGUUGUAUAAUUUAACUUUCCCCCAAAGCAACUCAAGACUCCUGUGUGUCUUGGAUGAAUUCUGAAUGAAAAGAAUAAAGAACAUGAAAUAUGAAGAAAA